UCUCUCGCAAGCCAUGUACCAUGGUAGUAAUCGUAAGCGUGCCUUCAGCACACCGCACAUAACACCCGCCAUCUCCACAUUGCUCAAUAUGUCGAACAAUGAACGAGGUGUGUUUCUGCUCAAUAACAGUAACGGCAGUAAUUUUAAUAUCAACUACAAUAACAACAACAUAYCAGCCGAACAGCUUGUCUACUAUAUGAAAACGGCAUCACCACACGAUCUGGAGAAUAGCAGGGUGUCUGGACCUUGGAUACCCGGUCGCUCCGACACCAAUAUCUAUACGAAUCUAGCGCUUGGUCACAAUCGCUAUAAAUUCUUGCCAAACACACAAAAUUACGACGCCGCCGAAGAUGAGGAUACAGACGAAGAUGAAGCGAUCGAUCAAUUCUCACCAACUAUUUACCCAACCAGUCGUGCCAUUCCUAUACCAAUCGAUAAUAAACACAGUCCACAGCAUUUGUCAAGCGGCCAACAAACUCCACAACUGCCAACAUCACCAACACACGUGGCGCAUAGCGCCAGCCCGACCACCAGCGCAUAUCCAUACUCUCCUUUCUACGGCAGCUCGCCCGACUCGCAAAUCACUCUUGGUGGUGGUGGUGGCGGUGGUGGUGUUGCUGGCGGCGCACAAACGCCCAUUAGAAUGGCCUACAGUUACGAUCAUGCGUUAGGUGCGAACUUCAAACGCGUGCCCACAUUGACACACCAAAGCUCACAACAACAACAACAACAACAACAGCAGCAACAGACCGUUGGACGUAUGGUGCCGCGUGCCUUAUCCCUUGAUGCGACGAGCCGGAAUGCGGCGGCGUCAUCAGCGGCUGUGAUGUUCGCCACUUCGCCGACCACAUCACUGAACAGUGCAUCUGGAACAAGUGCAGUUGCGAUCGAUAAUAAGAUCGAGCAAGCUAUGGAUCUGGUCAAAUCCCAUCUUAUGAUAGCUGUUCGCGAGGAAGUUGAAGUACUCAAGGAGAAAAUUUCCGAGCUGAUGGACAAAAUCAAUCAACUUGAGGUUGAGAACACCAUAUUGAAAUCGAACAUGUCACAGGAGAUGUUGCAACAAUUGCAAAUGCAAACGCAGCUGCAGAUCGCCGGUAGCAACACCAAUAGCAAUGGCAGCAAUGCCGGCACACCAGCGAUCACGGCCGGCAAUGCCACAGUAUCGACCGCUAAUAUGAUUGCUGCAGCACCACAACAACAACAACAACAGGCUGGUACACCCACAACAGCUGCGGCCAAUGAGAGCAGCGACGCCAGCCCAGCGACCGAAACAACGGCCGCAGCAGCAGCCGCAGCGACCAAUAAUGGCGCGGAAAAUACGGCGGCCACAACAAACGGCCCAAUGUCGUCAUCCUAAACGCCGCAAUGUUGAAGCGUUAAUUGAAAAAGCUUAUAGUCGAAGCGAGGCGUAGCAUAUUAAAAGAAAACAAAAAUUUAUCGAGGCACCAGUCUGGGUAGUUGGAGUUACAUAAUUUUUAGAAUUGAUGGUGAUAUUGGUGUGUGUAUGUUGAGUGAGCGGCGCUUGCACUGCAAAUAGUGGCGUACAAAUUCAUUAGCUUUUGUUGUUGCGUAUGUGUUGGUUGUUGAGAGUCUUUGACAAGUAAAAUGUAGCAAUAAUUUAGUGGCAACACCAAAAAAAUUGUUUUAUUACGCCACAAAAGAUUCUCAUAGCCACAAACUAAUUAAAAACAAAAAGGGAAAUGGCAAUGUUUGCAAUUUUUGAGAAACAUGCACAAGCGUUGUAUCGGUUAAUAUAUUUUAUAUACAUAUUUAUUUUUCACAAACAAAUGCUUUCCUUUUUUAUGGAAUGUUGCAAGUUUUUCAAAACUGCAAACAUUGUGAUCUAUGCCACGGAAAUAAAAAUAUACGCUUGAUUUACUUUUUUACGCGUCCAGCGAGACGACCAUGUCAAGCAGGGUCGCUUCAAAACGUUGUGGCUAACAUUUGCAAACCAUCACAACACCAGCCAGCCGGCAAACACACAUCACGAAAAUACCACAAACUUAAAGAAAUAAGCAACAAAACUUCACGCAAAAAUAAAGCAAGAAACAAAACUCACUGAUAAACGUCGACAAACAAUUGGUUGCGCACCAAUG
Molecule: messenger RNA, 2096 nt
Organism: Bactrocera latifrons
Lineage: Eukaryota; Metazoa; Arthropoda; Insecta; Diptera; Tephritidae
Product: protein bunched, class 2/F/G isoform-like
Exons: 4
Coding region: 14-1357 (447 amino acids)
Biological process (GO): regulation of transcription by RNA polymerase II
Source: RefSeq, a predicted model, not a curated record